Petromyzon marinus (sea lamprey) is the source of this 1998-nucleotide messenger RNA. Lineage: Eukaryota; Metazoa; Chordata; Hyperoartia; Petromyzontiformes; Petromyzontidae. The record is from RefSeq and is a predicted model, not a curated record.
AUCUCCCUCUCUCGUCUGUGCCCGACAUCAACGAUUUGUCUCGAUAUCAUUCUUCCCGAUCGUCAGCCUGAAGCUGCUGAUUAUUGAUCAUUAAAAGAAGCUGUAAUUCGAUAAGAAUCGAAAGUACGUCAUCAAUUUGCGUGAUUUUUUUGGAUCGGUGAAUCAACGCGGGAGGCGGAAGCCAGUGCAGGGAGAUCGAGCCGGGCCAGCGCCGACUCAGACGCGGUGUGGAGGCGCAGCAGAGCCCGAGUCCACCAGCAGAGUCCCAGUCCACCAGCAGGGUCAUAGUCCACCAGCAGAGUCAUAGUCCACCAGCAGAGUCAUAGUCCACCAGCACAGUUCACCGUGCGAGUCGAUCAGCGAUGAGGCUGCUGCCUGCGCUAGGAGCGCUGCUUGGCGCCCUGCUGGCGGGAGCCCAGUUCGUACCACCGUACACCGAAGAGUGCCGGAGUGGCAUGUACCCCCCGAAGGGACCCACGUACAAAGGGCAGGUUCCCUGGUACAAGAUCGACUUGGACCUCCCGCCAGCCCAACGCUGGACCAAGCUGAUCACCGAGAAGAAAGCCGAGUUGGUGUCACUGGUCGACCUGAUUAAGCAGCUGGCAGGAGAUUUCUUCCCGAGUGGGAAGCUCGUGGAGAUCAUUGACGUCGCUCUGGGCCCGCUCGCUAGCACAUUCCCAGCCCCUUUUGCAGGUGAACUCAAAGGGAUCUCCGAAGUCUCUGGGGUGCCUCUGGGUGAGGUGGUUCUCUACAAUGUGUUCUACGAGGUUUUCACCGUCUGCACGUCGUUGGUCGCCAUGGACACCAAAGGGAAAAUGUACCACGCGAGAAACCUGGACUUUGGAUUGUUCAUGGGCUGGGACUCCAGAAACAACUCGUGGAUGGUGCCGGCGCGCCUCGCGCCCCUCGUCGUCAACCUGGACUUCCAGCGCUCGGGAAAGACCGUGUUCCGCUCAACCAACUUCGCCGGAUACGUGGGGAUGUUGACGGGAAUGAGGCCUGCUGCCUUCACCCUCACAAUGAACGAGCGCUUCAACAUCGACGGGGGCUACAUCGGCAUUAUUGAGUGGAUCCUGGGGCAGAGGGAUGGCCAUUGGAUGAGUUUCCUUACGAGAUCAGUUCUGGAAAAUGCAACCAGCUACGACGAGGCUCUGAAGAUGCUCACGGACACGCCCAUGCUGGCACCCGCAUACUUCAUCCUGGGCGGCGCCGCCUCCGGGGAGGGCUGCGUGAUCACGCGCGCCCGCAAGACCACGCUCGACGUGUGGAAGAUGGACCCCGCGCAUGGCCUGUGGUACGUCUUGGAAACCAACUAUGACCACUGGAGGCCUCCGUUCUUUCUGGACGACCGCAGGACGCCCGCCAUGCUCUGCAUGAACCGGACUACGCAGGCCAAUGUCACGCUGGAAACCAUCUACGAUGUCCUUUCAACCAAGCCUGUCCUUAACAAGCUGACCACCUACACGGCGCUCAUGGAAAUCGGAACGGGCACCUACGAAGCUUACCUGAGGUCCUGCCCGGACCCCUGCAUGCCCUGGUGAUGACGACCCUUCGCCAUUACGUUCCCCCCAUGCGCGCUCGCCGGUGUGCAUCUCUUGAUGGCAAACGCCAUUGGGGCUUUUUUUAUAUAAACAGCAGCCCAUAAGAACACCGUGAUUAGUGUGAGCUUCUGCACACAGUACUUUGGAAAUUAAAACAUGCGCACGCACAUCUAAUUCCAUGAGUGAAAAACGCGGUUCGUGUUUCUGCGCUCACGUAACUCUUUAACAUCAUCUUGCAUUUGCAGCAUUCCCGCCCUAACAAACAGGUGCACACCAUGGCAGGCGACUUAUUUGUGAGCGUGAAAUAUUUGUCGUACGAAGCCAAGCGUUGAGGUGCCGCAGUGGCGAGAUAUUAACUCCCUCACUUGGAAGACAGGAGGUCGUGGGUUCGAUCCCAACCCUGACACCUGUUGCAUAUUUGAAGUUAAAAUUUUCUCCCCGUGGUCGCAUGGAUUUU